Molecule: messenger RNA, 16370 nt
Organism: Chilo suppressalis (striped riceborer)
Lineage: Eukaryota; Metazoa; Arthropoda; Insecta; Lepidoptera; Crambidae
Source: the annotation of a GenBank genome assembly
GGUAAAGAAAUACUUUUUUAUUGUAAUCUCAUUUUUAAUAUAAUUUAUUUUUUUAUAUUCUGAAAAGCGUAUUGCGUCGUAAUUAAUGUUACAGAAAGUAUAUCAUAAAAUGUAAAAUAAAUUUAACAACAGGCAACACAUACCUACAGAUCUUUUUUAGAUACCAAAUCAUUCCAUGAAAUGAUUCUCGUUUUAAAAAAAUAUUAAUAUCUUUAAAUUGUUACAAUUGGUUUUGUAAUAAUUUUUUAUAAAAUAUCCAUUAUAAUCCAAAAAAAUAACUUUUCAACUGUAAGAACUUCCUUUAUUGCUGUAAUAAACUCAAUCUUAUAUUUAUAUACAUUAAAAUAAUCAAUUAUUAUAAAACAGAUGUCUGAAAUUUCUUCCCCCUAUUAAUCCCCAAAAAAUAUUACCCCCCCCCCUCGCUUUAAAAACUCCCCAAAUUUGGGGGCAUCCUCCCAAUCUGGCAUCAAUGCUCGCGUCCGCGUCUUGUAUUAUCUGCCUCCACUGCGGCCAUCACCUGCUUUCCUCAAGCUGACACCUCACGAGCCUGUUUUCUGAAUCUGAAUCUGAUUCUGAACCAGCGUGCACUGUGGCCGUACCCUUCGAGACCACUGUCCCUAUUCCACCUCCGACAGUGCUGCCAACUUAGUAUAUUUAUGGCUAAAUUUAGCAUAUUUUUAAGUGAUUUAGCAUAAAAAAAAACAUUUUAGCAUGAAGCAUAUUGUCUUGUUUACUUAUUAGAAAUGAAAUGCUACGUUAUUAAAUUACGUUGCAAUUUUUACCGUGAUCGCUCCCCAAUGAUCGGCUGUUCACGGAAUCGGCGCACUGUUUUAUCAGCUUUUGUUCAGCCAUCUAGUGAUAAUAAAAUGUCACACUUGUUGAUACUUCAAAGUCGUUAAAAAACUAUUUUAACUAGUCUAAUCGUCGUUCGUUACGUUGUGUUUACUAUGCGACGGGCAGUGCUAUCUUUGACCUAUUGGAUGCAUAACAUUUAGUUAUAAUUGCUGUUAAAAAAACACUGUACGUUUUCCGAAAAAAAAAAUAAUAAAAUAAUAAAAUAAAAAUAUUAGGAUAAUGGGGCCCCUAUGAACCCGUUCGGUGAUUUAACAGGAACUAGGGAUUUUGUAUAUGAUCUAAGGGGGGCCCCUAUCGAUCGCGAGGCCCUGCCCAAAGUGCCCCCUGGGAAAGACGGGUCUGGCGACGGGAAUCCCCGAAUUGAAAAACAAAUAAAUGAUUGAAUGAAUUGUUAUUUUAUGAAUAAGCCAAUUAACUAACAUGAUAAUCAUUGAUUAUCAUCUAUCUAACUAACAUGAUAAUCAAUGAUUAUCAUGUUAUAGUUAGUUGGCUGGCUGACAAACAAACAAUGCUUUUACACGUGUAGUAGUGGUAAUUUUAUAUUGUACUGUUUAUAAUAUUAUUUUAACAAUGGUGUCGAUUCUGGGGUGAUUCUCUUAACUUAAACUUAAUUUAACAUCAAUCUCUCCUUUUCAUUCCGUAUAGAGAAUGGCAAGGAUGCACUGUUGUCAAAUUUAAGUUUAGGUUUAGGGAAUCGUGUCAGAAUUGACACCAAUGACUGCGAAAUAUACUCAGCAUAAACGUUCGUAGUGGGAAUUAAUGACAGAAUUUAAUGAAUGGUUGUAUUACUAAUUAACAUUAAUAUAUCUAUUUUAAUUAUUGUGUUGUUACUAAUUGACACCAAUAUAUUAUAUUUUAUCACAUACAUUACAGUUACAUUGUUUUAUAAAAAAUAUCGGUUAUGGACAUUAGUGGUUAGCAUUAUAUUUUAACAUCUUUUUUAAAAAAUAGCAAAUUUUUGGCAUUUUUUUACUUCGAUUUAGCAUGAAAUAUUUUUUGGAGUUGGCAGCACUGACCUCCGCUCUUGUCUUUUCAAUCAUUCAUUUGGUUUGGAUGUUUGGAAAUGUCAAACAAACAUUGCCAGUGGGUGAUGUGCGAAUAAAUAAUAAUCGUUCCCGUAUUUAUUUUAUUUACCUAAGUAUUAUUUAAAGCUGGAUGCAUUUACUACGUGUCGAUUGUUCCAUGUAGUCUACACCACAGCAGCUGCAGUUCGGUCACAACGAGCGACAUGAACGGAAGUGCAAUGAACACGGUGUGCUACAAUGGGGCUAACGAUAGGCUGAUACACGAGGCAGAUCAACUGAUUUCAUACAUAGAAAGGGGUUCUACAGUGUUCAAGUUUUACCCUCGUAAGCGUCCAGAGAGGCGCACUCUGCUGGUACGACGGGAGACUCAUCAAGUCUUGUGGUUGCGAACGGGAGCACCGCAGCGUCAAGCCUACGAAGGCGCCUUAGACAUCAGGGAUAUGAAGGAAGUCAGAAUCGGAAAGUCUUCUAAAGAUUUCGAGCGAUGGCCAGAAGAAACAAAGAGGCUGGAGAAUUCAAAGUGCUUCACGAUUUAUUACGGAGUUGAAUUCAAAUUGCGCUCGGCUUCGUUCGCUGCACAAACUGACAAAGAAUGUGAUGCCUGGGUGAAAGGCCUUAGGUUUCUGGUGGAGGAGGCCAUAAGUGCAUCAUAUCCAUUGCAAAUAGAAAGGUGGCUGAGAAAAGAGUUUUAUGCAAUAGAGAACCCAAAUGAAAAGAUAACUUUGAAAGAAGUGAAGGCAUUUCUACCAAAAAUUAAUUGUAAAAUUUCUACUAGCAAACUGAGGGACAUAUUCCAAGAAGUGGAUACAGGAAAGAAAGGGGAGAUCGGCUUCGAUGAUUUCUCGAUAUUAUAUCACAAACUUAUAUUUGACGAGAAUAACGUCCACGACAUAUUCGACAAGUACGCGCUGUACUGUUCUAACGGCAGCACGAUCACGUUGCGUGAGUUCCAGCGAUUCCUCGUUAUAGAGCAGCAUGACCGACUCGGCGAGGACGAGUCGCGCGCCUCUCAGUACAUACGGGACUACCUGCGUGACCCGCAACGGGACAUCUACGAGCCUUACUUUACGCUCAACGAGUUCGUCGAAAUGCUGUUCUCGAAACAAAACACAAUCUGGGACAGUAAACAUGACCAGGUGACGCAGGACAUGACCAAGCCCUUAUCUCACUACUGGAUCUCGUCCUCGCACAACACGUACCUAACUGGGGAUCAGUUCUCAAGUGAGUCCUCGUUGGAAGCUUAUGUACGCUGCCUGCGGUUAGGCUGUCGUUGUAUAGAGCUAGAUUGCUGGGACGGUCCUGACGGGACUCCAUUCAUUUACCACGGUCAUACUCUCACCACCAAAAUCAGAUUCAUGGAUGUGUUGCGGACUAUAAAGGAGCACGCUUUCGUCACAUCUGAUUACCCCCUGAUACUAUCGAUUGAGGACAAUUGCUCUUUGCCCCAGCAACGCAGGAUGGCGAGCGCCUUCCAAGACGUCUUCGGAGACAUGCUUUUAGUGCAGCCUUUCGAAAAGAAUGAAACAAGUCUGCCUUCCCCGCACGACUUACGCAGAAAAAUCAUUCUGAAACACAAGAAGCUUCCGGAAGGCGAGGAGGAGAACUCAUUCUCCGUGCGCCAGGAGGAAGGGAAAGACCUCGAUCUCAGGAACUCCAUCAAGAACGGCAUUCUGCUCCUCGAAGACCCGGUCGAUAAGGAGUGGAAUCCGCACGCAUUUGUGCUGACCGAAAACAAGUUGUAUUACACUGAGAAUUAUAGUACUCAAGGGGAGACUGAUGUGGAUAGCGACGGGGAAGCUGAACCGGAGCUCUCUAGUAUACCUCAGGACGAGUUGCAUUUCGGCGAAUGCUGGUUUCACGGGAAAUUAGCCGGGAACAGACAGGAGGCUGAGGAUUUGCUGAGGGCCCACGCCCAUCUCGGCGAUGGCACGUUUUUGGUGAGGGAGAGUGUGACUUUCGUGGGGGAUUAUUGCCUGUCGUUCUGGCGGCAGGGCAAGGUAAACCACUGCCGGAUCAAGUUGAAGCAAGAACGCGGCGUCACCAAGUACUACUUGAUCGAUACGGUUUGCUUCGACAGUCUCUAUAGCUUGAUCACACACUAUAGGCAGAAUCCGUUACGAAGUCAGGAGUUCCAGAUCACCCUAAAGGAACCCGUGCCACAGCCCAACAAGCACGAAGGCAAAGAGUGGUUUCAUCCCCAAUGCACGCGGGCGCAAGCAGAGGAACUUCUACGCAAAGCGAACACAGAUGGCGCUUUCCUUGUGCGCCCCAGCGAAAAGGACCACGGAUCUUUCGCCAUUAGCUUCAGAACGGAGAAGGAAAUCAAGCACUGUCGUAUAAAACAAGAGGGCCGGCUGUACACCAUAGGCACGGUGAAGUUCGAGAGCUUGGUGGAGCUGGUGGCUUAUUACGAGAAACACCCCCUAUACAAGAAGGUGAAGCUGUGGUACCCGAUCAGUGAGGAUGUUGUACCAAGGAUCAUUUCGGAACCCGACGACAACUCAGUUUAUGGUACCCCUGGGUACAUGGAUCCGACAUCGUUCACAUCAAAGGUGACAGUGAAGGCGUUGUAUGACUACCGCGCGCGGCAAGACGACGAGCUCUCAUUCUGCAAGCACGCCAUCAUAACCAACGUGGACAAACCGGACGAGGGGUGGUGGCGCGGCGACUACGGGGGAAAGCGGCACCACUGGUUCCCCGCCAAUUACGUGCAGGAAAUCGAGGUGCCGCACAUGCCACACCUCGCCGGUUGUUUGGAGAACGAGAGUGCAGCGCUCGGUUCCCUACAAAAGGGAGUAGUAGACGUCUUAGGGGCGGUAGUAGAAUUAGUGGUUGGCGAAGAAAACGGUUCGCCUCGAUGGCUAGUAAGAGUCCAAAGUCCGUCUAUGUGUUCACCAUUCGAUAUGGCGGCACCUUCCCGCGAAUCGGCCUUAGAAUGGCUAUCAGCGAUUAAAGAAGCAGCACAUUCGGCUUCCGCUAGGUCCUUACAGCAUAGAAAAAUGGAAAGAACUUGGCGCAUUGCUAAAGAAAUGUCUGAUUUAAUAGUCUACUGCCGCUCGGUGGCCUUCAACCAGGAGCGACUCCGCACGCGAGGAUUCAUCUUCAACGAGAUGUCCUCCUUCCCUGAGACAAAAGCCGAACGCCUAAUGUGUCAACAGGAGAACCAGUUCUUCCUGAAAUACCAUGGCAUCCAACUGAGCAGGAUCUACCCAAAAGGCCAACGGAUAGACUCUUCCAACUACAACCCGGUGGCGUUCUGGAACUCGGGCUCGCAAAUGGUGGCGUUGAAUUACCAAACUCCCGAUAAGCCGAUGCAGAUCAACACGGGCAAGUUCAGGGAGAACGGGGGCUGCGGAUUUAUAUUGAAGCCUGAGUUUAUGAUUCAAGAUGGUUACAAUCCGUACGAUAAACGUAGCGUGGAGAGGAAAGUGAGGCCGGUUACAGUGAUGCUGCGAGUGAUCGGCGCGAGGCAUCUCUGCAAGUCUGGAAGGGGCACGGCCAGUCCCUUUGUUGAAGUGGAACUGAUCGGCGCUGAAUACGACACCGGAGUCAAACUGGUCACAAAGACCAUCGGGGACAACGGUAUCAAUCCUAAUUGGAACGACAUAUGCGAGUUCGAGGUGGCUACUCCCGAGCUGGCGUUACUCCGCUUUUUAGUGCAAGACGAGGAUAUGUUCGGAGACCCAAACUUCCUUGGACAAGCCACUUUACCAUUGAAGUGUCUCCGUACUGGGUACCGCAGCGUGCCUUUAUCAAACGCACACUCUGAAGAACUCGAGCUCUCCUCUCUACUUGUCCAUCUCGCCCUUGUAGACAACUAGCUUAUAAAUCUACACACACCAAAAACACACACGAGUUUCAAAUUUUCAAACGCCUUUCCAUAAUAAUUGCGUGAUAAUAAUCUAGUUAUGCGUGUAAUUCCAAUUGAUUUAUAAAAAAAACUGUCUAGAUACAUUUAAUAUAUCAUUCGUAUGUUUUAUGUAUAUAAACUAAUUUUCAAGUUGAUGAAUUUUAAAAAAUUUUUUUUUAAUAUACAUAUCACCAUGUAAAUAUGAUUGUCGCGAAUUUGUGAUUUAGACUGAGAUAUUGAAAAUUUUCUACUUUUUCCAUUAUAUUCAUAUUUAGAAAAGGUAAUAUAUAAUUGAUAAUAUUUAUAAUAAUGGUAUAACAUAAUAAACAGAAAAGUGCCUAUCAAUAAAAUUUUAUAAAACCUUUUUGUAAAUAUGGAAGUGAAGUUCUACUUUCAUUCCCUUUUACAGUUAAUAUCAUCGUUCUGAAUACUAUAGUAAUUAAAAUAUGACUCGGUAAGAAACUAGAAAAGUAUUUUCAAGAAUUCAAUAGUGAUAAAAAUGUUUUCUAACUAAUUUCCAUAAAGAAAAAUCCCAACUAUUUCAAGGUGUCAUAAACACACUUGGAUCUAAAGUUUAUGGGGUUAAUCGUGGUACUCUGUUGAUGUGAUACAACUUUUUAAUGAGCUUAUUCGAUAGAACUCAGACAUUUAUUAUCUUCGAUCAACAAUUCUAAGUUUAUUAUUUGUUGAAUGCAAACUGGUGCUACUGUCUCAAUUACCGAUUGAGAAUCAAUAACCUUUUUUAGUUUCUUUAAAAUAGACAGAAAAAGCUUAAAUGUAUUUAGUAUCAAGAAAGAUGUUUACAAUAAAGUCUGCUACAGUACGUUGUAAAGUGCUACAAAACGCAUUCGGAUCGGACUCAGUGUUAUCAGAACAUGUUCUUACUCAGCAACUUUACUGUGACUGAGUAUCUAAGUACUCACGAAAUAUAGAAAGCAGGGAUACUAUGACGAUCCCAUUUAGUUAAAUAGGACCAUUACAGUUUAAAUUCCAUACAUUCGUUGUUUUUACUAAACUUAUACGAGGCAUGCUGCUCUGUUACUUAUUAUUACAGUUUAUUAUAUUUGAUUACAAUUUGCUAAUGAGUGGGUACUCAGCAUAAAGUUGCGUAGCUUUAAAUGAUCAAGAACGAAACAAAGUUGAAAAUGCUAGCACUGAAAAAUCGAUACUUACUUUAAUUUCAAAUAUUAAUAAUUUUGAAAAAAAUAUAUAAACAGUACCUACUUAGUCUUGUUAUUUUUUUUGUUGGAACACAUACACUGUCAACUUUGGAGCAACACUAUUGAAAACCUCAUGUAACAAAAUAGGUGCUUAUUGUGGCAACUCCAUUUCCGAUAUUCUUCCGUUUAAUUUGAUUUUUCAUUAUAAGUGAUCUUUGCACAGUUAUCUUUUUAAAUAAUGGUAGAAAAUAUAAAAUAAAAAUUAUAUUAUUAUUAUAAAAGUUUAAUUAUUUAAAUUAGCGAAAUGAAGCUUCUGAGACAUUGUCAUGUGUAUUGAAAAAAUGCGCACAAAAGCUUAGACUGUUGCUUAAACGAUUUUUUUUUAUAUUAAUUAAUAUAGUUGUUAUAAUGGUCGUAAAAAUGUGAUGACAAAAUUAUUGAAUGAAGCUACUAUAUCAUUAUAUUGAUUUUAAUUUAAUUAUAGUAUACUGAAGUCGGAAAUGCGUACCUAAUUGGAACAUAAAAUCUAUAUUAUAAUGAUCAUUGAACAUAUUAUUUCUAUGAACACACAUUAAAAAAGUUUAAGCAACCCGCAACAUUUACUGAAAAUUUAUGUACUGUUAAUUAAUAUGUAUUUUUUUGGCUAAGAAGAUUACUACAUAAUAUUUAUUGUUACUGUUUACUGAUUUUAUUAAUAGAAACUUUCGAUUGUGUUUAUAAUGGUACGGUAUGAAUAUAAAUAAAGAAAUAUUUCCAACACUGACACCAAUUAGCCUAGCCCCAAGGUAAGCACUGUAAGGCUUGUGUUAUAGGAUACUAGGGUAACGGAUAGAAUACAUAUACUGUACAUAUAUAAGUAGAUUUAGAUAGAAAUACAUAUGAAACAUCCAUGACUGGAGUACAAAUGCUCGUAUUCAUCACACAAACAUCUGCCCCCACCGGAUUCAAUAUAAUUACAAUUCAAAAGUUUAAAACCGUACUUUUAUUGCUUAGACUUUUUUGAUGAGUAUAUUAAUAUACCUAUAGUUAUUGAUGGAUGUGAAAGCCGAGGAUUACAAUUAUUUUUAUUGUAGAGUAAAAGUUACAAUGUAUUUUAUGUCUAUGGUAUUGAAUUGAGGUAGCUAUCUUAUCUCCAGAUUUCAAGUACUAAUUUCUGAAUGUAUAUUAUCUUUAUUGAAUACUAGCGGACCCGACAGACGUUGUCCUGUCUACACGUCUUUGUGAAUCUAAACCAUUCUCAGAUCCCCUUGAACACACACAAAAAUUUCAUCAAAAUCGGUCCAGUCGUUUAAGAGAAGUUCAGUGACAUACACACUCACAGAAGAAUUAUAUAUAUAAAGAUAAGCUGUCAGAUUUUAUAAUAUUGAAUUAAUUAAACUUCUAAGUCUCAUCUUUUAAAAAAUAUAUUAUGUUAAUUAUUUUGAUAUAUUGUCUUUAUAUAGAAGAAAAAUAUAUCUUAAUUGAGAAAUCAUUAUGAGCAUAGAAUAUUUUUGUUGGAGGCCAAAAUAUAUUUAUGUGGGCAAAAUAAUAUCCAAACGAUUUUAGAACUAUAACUGAAAAUAUCAUAUAUAUACGAGUAUAUAUCAUAUCUUAGAUUUAAAUUAUUAAUUGUUUUGUAGUAUUCGGUGUUUGAUGUAUUAGAGUAGGGAAUCUGGUCUAGGCACGAAUUGUAUAAGGAGUUAUUGCUACAGUAGUCCGAUGACAGUGACAAGUGCAACAAACUCUAAUCGCGCACUCUAUUAAUGAUCACGUAAAUAAAUACAGCACCUUUAGCACGAACCACUGUCGAAUUCGAAUAGUUGAAAUUGAUCUCGGUACGCGUCAAAUACUAAGAAGUUUUCUAUGGAGGAUUUUUAAUUCUCGUUACGUCCGUCGUGGCGCUCUUCAUAUUUCUUCUUGACAUUUGAUGCGUAUCGAGAUCGAAUUCUAUAUUGGUUCGCGUUAAGCUAAGAGUACUGGCUAUAGUGUCUUUAUAACUUAAUUCUUUCGUUUUAGUUUGCUACAGUGUUUUACAUUUGUAGUAUAGUGCCGUCAUCGGCGGGCGGGCAAGUCGAAAUGGUUUCAUGGCACACACCUCGUGUUUACGCUCGGUAAAGAAUCUGUACCGAAACGACUCAGUGAGGAAGCUUUCGUUUAAAUUAAUUCUCUAAAAUAAAAACGAAAUUUUCCGCACCGGUGAGGAAAGUGCUUAUGGCCGGUAAGGGACGCCCCACAGCCUCCGCAUCUCUGUUCUGACCAUAGAGAAUGGGCUUAACAUUUGCUGUUCAGGUUUAAGUAAAACUGGACAGAGAGACGAAGCGAAUGUGGUGUCAAUAGUUUGUAUAAGUAACAGCUUGCACCAUCACUUGCUAAGAGCGAGAACAAUGGUCCAUUCCACGGUCCUGAAAAAAAGACGGACGUAACUUCGUCUAAUCGUGAGUGAAGCAUGUCAAUGGCCGCCGAUUCACCACGUGUGCGUGAUUUGAGGGUUGUCAUAUAAAUCUUCAAUUUCCUUACUUUUUAAAUCUCGCAAAGCAAAACAUUGUUAACAUUAUGUAAUCAAAUAUAUAACGGGAUAUUAACACUUUUUUUCGUUGUGGGCUCCCGAUAUUUCAGCAAUUUAAAUGGUUGCACUUCAGAAACAAAAUGUUGGUCUAUCAAAUAUUUUUUAUGACCACAUAUUGUUGACAUCGGCGGCUAUUAUUUAUUCUUAUGUUCGAUUCUUUCAGUAAGAAAUGUGUCGAGUCUAAUUUCUUGUUUAACUUCUGUAAGAAAGCACUACCUAUAGCAAAUUCUCUUUUAUUCUUAACUGAAAUAAAAUUAUUUUUCAUGAUACCACUAAUAGCUUAUUUUCGCAGGCGCUUGUAAAAUAAAAUAACACCACUUUUAUAAGUCGAAUCAAUAAAAUAGAACGGUCGUCGUAACCAAAAACUCUUUGAAGUGUGCGGUAGCGGUAAGUCUUUCUGCGAAUGUUGCUAACUUCCAAAAAUGUUUACUCAAACUAAAGACUAUAACUAGGGAUUAGAUUCUCCUAAUUAAUUAUUUUAAUUAAGUGGAAAAAGGCUUUACAAUUAAAACAUAAUAAUAUAUCCUUAAAAAUCUCACCCCGUAUUAAUAUUAACUAUAAUUUGGGGAAAAUCUCGUGAGUUGGUAACACUGAUUAAUUCUCAGUGAUUAAUGCGUAAGGUAAUUGCGUCUAAUAAGGGCCGGGUUUUUGGAAAUAGAAAUAAAUCAAUGUUUGGAAGUGUGACAAUUAGUACGACGUCAUGAUCAACCAAACUGUUUUUAUUUGAAAAGAAAACGUUGCACAAAAACGACACACGAAUGACCAUUUAUUUACAAAAAAAGUUUUUUAAAAGCUUGUUUAUGGUCCUUAUUGUGUACUAGGGCUCGAAUUAAGGUCCAUGAUUGAACUGCAAGAUUUCAGACGUUGAGUAUCAAAAAAAAUAAAUCUUUAGAUAGCAACGGCUUUAAACUACUUUCAACUUCAUGGCUUUCCAAUAUUAAAACGGUAAUUCAUAUAAUUUAGUAUUGUGGCCCUUAUAAAGUCAUACGAAAUAUAUAUAAGUUGUAACUUAUAUAUUUUCUAGCUAUAAAUGAAACAAAUUGAAGGUUUGUGCAAAUUUUUAUUAAUUUUACGAAAGAUAAUCACUAUAAGUUACUAAUGAGUUAUUUUUUCUUCUGAGUGAGUCUUAAUCUUGGGACCUUAUUAGGUAUAACACUUAUUUCAUAUAGUGUGGACCUUAUUAAGUGUUUCUAACAGGUAACACGGUAACCACUGAACUUAAAGGUUCAGUGUGUAUAUACUUAUCCUUAUUAAAUAUAUUUUCUAUUCAGUAAUCAAAAUAAACGUAUAUAAAUGCCACUUGUUAGGCCAGGCUGCUUAUUUAAACUCAUAUAAGUCAUUUAUGUAACUGAUCAUGCCUAUUUUAAAAUAUCGUAAACCAAUAAGGGCCGGCCCUUAUUUGUAGACAACAACUUGGACCUUCUUAGGCAAUCACAUGUGUCCUGAGAAAAUGAAACAAAAUUUAUAUAAAUAAGCAAUAAUUUUAGUAACUUAUCCCGUCAAUCUACGUUCUGAAAGUAUUUUAACAUUACUAUUGCAAAAUUAUUACAUAACACCGAGUUUUAUUAUUGAAACAAAGCAAAAUUGGAUCAGAAUAUUUUAUUCGUUCAGUCACGUCGACUGCACCUGAGGUUACACACAGAGCCACUGCCAAAAUGGCCGGCGCGGAGGCAAUGAACGUCGGUGCGCUUUUAUGAUUGGUUACUGGGGAGGCGCUGCGCAAAAUCAGUUUUGGUUUAAAUAUUAAGUGCGGGAAGUUUGAAAAGAUGGACCUUAUUUGGAACCGGCCCUUUUUAGGCGCACUUACCUUAAUCAAAUACUAAUAACAAUUUCUUUAAAAUAUAUGUCAUUUUAUUUUUCUAUAUAUAUCAUAUUUACAAAUACCUAAUUGUUUUGUUUAUAAGAAAUACUAUGGAACAGGCUGGAUUUAAUGAAAUGUUUAGUUUAGAAUUUGUAUGGUUUUCCUCAAUGAUAUUUUAUAACUAUAGACAUGUUAAGUUUAUAGUAACUGCGUUUAAAAGCUGUUCCGAGUUCUAAUCAAACUUCAAAAAUUUUAAUUGUUUUCUUGUGCAUAGAGUUUCAUUUAUUAGUCGUAGAGUGGACACUUGAUUGAAAAGUAAGAAUUAUAACAUACUACAUAUGUAAGAAAUAAAACAUCUUAUAAAUGUAAAUCACAUUUAUUAAUUAUUUAACAAUUUUUUUUGUAGUGUAUGUCCUUAUUACAAUAUGCGUCAAGUCGCUCAUCAAGUGAAACCGAUAAUCACGUAAGAGUUUUUAAGUCAACUUGAGCGUAUGCAUAAUUAUUCGCACAAUACAUUGUAUUGUUUUAAAAAUUUCGCUUCUGGUUCAUUAAUCUAUGGCGCUACUUGUCGUCCUUGUCGUGUUGCAGUUGCCAUCAUAUCCUCUACCCUUUUUUAACCGUCAUGUGUAUAGUUCAAGAUUUCUUUUAUUAAUUCCAGUAAAUGAAAAAUGAAACUAUGCCAAAAUACAAAUAUGACGUUCUUUUAUAUACUAUAUACACUCCUACAUUCUUAUUUAUCUUAGAAACAUAGUUUUUCAAUUUAUCUUAGAAGCAUAGUUUUUUUUUAUUUCCUUGGCAUUAAAAUAAUAUUACUGACACGACACGGACACGUUUUGUUUCGCUCGCUGCUAUUAGCCGACUAAAUCAUAUUACGACAAUUGUCUGAAUUUGUCUGCAACAAAUUGCGCUCGCUAUUCUAUCUACCUAUAUUGUAUAUUAUGUAAUAUUAUUAUUCCUAAACAAACUUUGGAUAUUGGAUUAGAUUACAUUGGUGUCGAUUCUAGCAUGAUUCUCUAAACCUAAACUUAAAUUUGACAGCAGUAUAUCCUUGUCAUUCUCUAUACAGAAUGAAAAGGAGAGACUAAUGUCAAAUUUAGUUUUAAGUUUAGAGAAUCACGCCAGAAUUGGCACCACUGUAUUCAUUGUCAUCCCAUCAAAAUGGAUUUGAAUGUGAUUGUGGCCCUAUGGCCUUGUUACAUGGAAUUUGCUUGGUGCUAAGAGGCCAAGCUGAUCACAUAUUGGAAAGUUACGCUAACUUCACUAUGAUGAGUGACUAUCAGUGAAGUUAGCCUUACUUUCUUAGUCAUAUAUCUUAACAACAAAAAUCAUAAAAAAAGGCCUUCCUGUUAAAAAAAUAAGAUUGUAAAUAACCUUAACCUAACGUAACAAACGAAAAUGUUAAAAUGUAUUUUAUUUUAAACUUGUGUUUUUAUUAUUGUAUGUGUUAACGUAAGAUGAAAUGCGUGUUGUAACAUGACAUUGUAAUGAUGAACAGUAAUUUUUGCUUUACUAUUUUUUGAAAUAGUUUUAAAGAUUUUUAUCUUAUUCCAAACAAUAUGAUUGUAGGAAAUCAUAUAUUGUUAUAGUCUCUUUAUCAUACACUUGUUCUGCUUUUAAGCAAUAUAUUUACAUAAUUAUUAAAAACUUUACUAAGAAAAGUUCAAAUCGAUCGAGUAACGAGCUGUAAACACACACACAUCACAAGUCUUUUUAAUGAAAAUGGUUAUUUAUUAAUAUAAAAUCACGUUAAUUCGAAUUGACGGUAAAUGAUGUUUGAUGUUGAUUUGGUUAUUUAAUAUAAAGAGUUAUGUGAAGAGUGCUUACUACAUAAUACAAAUGUCAAAUAUAUAAUAUCAAAUUAACAGACUUCCGUUGUCAAAUGCUUCCAGGAUAUGAAAUAAGCGUAGUGGCGCGUACGCCGUCUCUGGACCAUUCCGGCAUCAUCCUCUAAACCCUUAACUCAAUUUCACAAUGUCAAAUUCUACCAUGCUCUACAUAGAAUAAAACUGCUGUCAAUUAGAUUUUAAGUUAAGAGAUCUUUAUCUAAGUCUACUUUUUAUUUAAAAUGAAAUGAAUCUUAAAACGGCAUACCAGUCUGAAGUCGUAAAUGUUUUAUAUAUUUCGUUUUCUUGAUAUUAUAACAAUUAUUAUAGAAAGAGAUAUCUAAGAUACAUACUAUGAGUGUUUUAAGCUUCACAAAGGAGCACUUUCGUUCAAGUAACCCCGCUUUAACUAUACCUAAAAUGAAUAUUAAUAAAUUAUAUAAGGAUGUGCUAAAUAUUGCUGCAGCCAGUUUUAACCCUACCAUUACGGUUGAAAAUGAAGUGGAGGUUUGGAAAUGCUUUUUAUCAAAUUAAAAAUGAAAGUAUCAUUCGAGACUUUAUAUAGUUUUUUUUUUGUUUUAUACCCUGUUCGCGGAAAAGAGUUGUGAAGUAUUUUCUUUAUCACACAAUCGUUUGCAAAGGAUGAAAAACUGCACACGUUAAAAACACGAAAGAUGCCACUUUCAUAGGCCAAAGUAACAUCGGCAAAAUACAACCCGUCCAAUGACAGAAAAGCUUAGGUUUCUUCAGUACUAGCUCUUUUCCGUGAAUAGAGUAUGAAUGAAAAAUAGCCUGUUUUUUAUUUCAUUGUUUUAUGUAUCCAUUAAUACCUACAUUGUGCACAUUGUGAUUAUGGUCAGAAAUAAAGGUUAAAACAAAAAGGAAAGAUACGGCACUCGCGGCUCAAAAGUGAUCCGCUUAAAUUGUGGUGCAUACCAUAAUUCGCUUUAGUCACAAGUAGGACAUUCAAACACGCUGCAUGUGCACUCAAUAUAACAGUAUUGCGUAUAUUCUAUGUUAUAAAGAUAAAACAAUGCCUUCGAUGCUUUUAUAAAGAACACAAAUACACCAAAGUCAAAUAACAAAUGUCUCAGCAACACUUUUCAUUCGUAAAACUGUAAAAUCAUUUAUUUUUCAAAAGUUUGUCGUAAAUGUUUUGUACAUAAUUGCUAUUUUGUUAUCAAGAAAAAGACAAAAAUACAGCUCAGUACAGACUGAAGCGGACUCAGACGUUUGCGUGUGCGUGUGUGAGAGUUGCUUAUGUAGUUGUGUCAACUCAUAUUUUAUUUGUUGCUAGUAUGAGCGAACCGUAUCUUCCGUUUUUUGUUAAGGUAAGGUAAUAAAGGUUAUUAUAAUGAAUCAUAGAGAUUGGACAGAGCAUUCUCACUCCAACUCUUGCAGUUUAACCGGGCCGAUAAGUGUGUGAAAGAUGAAGCGAUCGAUCGGCCAAAUACUUCAUAGACAUUUGACUGCAUCGUCACUUUCUGUCUUUCUAGCUAGAGAGCAUAAUAGAGGUUAGAGAGAAGGAAAACGAUCGCUACGUACUAAAGCAUUAGCCCGCCUGACCCUGAAAAUUUGUAGAAUUUAUAGUUCAUUUUUCAGCCACCAGCCGCGCUGCCGUCGGUAAGUAGUAUCAGUGAAGUUAGCUGUUUAUGAGUACAAGUAGAUGAAGUUAGUUGAAUAUUGUAGAAAUUUUCUUCGCGGCAUUGGUCAUUUCAAAUUAGCCCGCUUUUAUUGAGACAACUUGGCGAUCGCAGCGCCUCACUUAUUUUGUCCAUAUUUUGGGGACACUAUUUUCUACAGCGAUCGUUCUCCAUAUGUGGUACCUCCAUGCUAGAGAGUAUUCAAUUUCAUGUGGCAGGUCGCUCAGUCCAUUCUCCAUGUCUAUGGUCUGAGAGAAUACUGCAGACGCGUAAUAAAAUCUCUAUUAAAAUUUGUGUUGAAAUGAGAUCUGAAUUAUUUUAUAAAAAAAAUCAAGUAAUUCCACUGAAAUGUUAUUAAUUUAUAAUACCAUGACUAUGAUGUCUCAAUUUUAUUAUAUUUUGAUACAAUUAUUUUGUAGUUGUUCUGUGAAAUGUCUGCAUAAUAAAUGUAUUUUAAGUGAUAAGUAUUGUAUAUAUGAGUCUACUCUCUCCCCCUUAUUAAUAAACGUACAAGAAGCAUAGUCACAGUGUUUUAUUUAUAGUCCAGGCAACGAAAAGGUAUAGAGGGAAAUGCUUGGAACACAAUUUUUGACUUCGUAACUUUGUUAAGACUAGUUAAGAGGUAAACAUAGCAAAAGUCCCCGCCCGUAGCCCUUAAGCCGUUGGGAAGGGGGGGGAUUGAAGGUCCCAUUUUUAUGUUUUUCGCAUAUAUCUCGGAAACUAUGCAUCCUAGUGACAUAAGACUUUGACAAAAGUGAAAGCUGAUUAAAUUUGCUACAAGUCUUAUUCAGUCAAAAAGUCUGUAAUUAUGGAAAAAAAUGCUUCACAUUUUUGCUCUAUUUGACCGGAUAACUCUUCAACAAUGCCGGCCGUAGGGUUGUUGGUUCCACCAGUGAGCAGCAUGCAGAUUUCGGACAAGCCCGCCAAAACAAGGAUGGAGCUGACAUUGCCAAGCUCACCGAUUGGUUUGAGAAAAUUCCUCCCUUCCCAGAGACCAGAGACAUUAUCAAGUCACCAGAAAUCCAGAAAGCAGCAGCGGUCUUUUCACACCCUUUCUCCACCACCGCUCAAGUACAAAAGGCAGGUGAAACCUGCAUCUUAAGGUGGUAUGGAGCUCCAUGCCUACAGGUACAAGCCAUUCUUGAAAUCAGUGGCCACCAUCAAGCCUGAUAUCUCUUGUCUUCCUCCCACCGAGGGAGCAGUAAAACAGCAUUCCCAGGAAGUGGUGGCAAUUUUUUUUUUCCAUAAUUACAGACUUUCAAGAGCAAAUUUAAUCAGCUUUCACUUUUGUCAAAGUCUCAUGUCGCUAGGAUGCAUAGUUUCCGAGAUAUAUGCGAAAAACCUAAAAAUGGGACCUUCAAUCCCCCCCCCCCCUCCCCCCUUCCCCCCGGCUUAAGGGCUACGGGCGGGGACUUUUGUGUUUACCUCCUAACUAGUCCUAACAAAGUUACGAAGUCAAAAAUUGUGUUCCAAGCAUUUCCCUCUAUACCUGUUUUCGAGCAUUCGUUGCCUGGACUAUUACACACACGAGUAACAUUUUGUAAAUCGAUUAAUACAGACAAAACGCUGCCUCACUAUUCAAAGGUUUUAUUUGUUGUUUGUUUAGUAAUAAUGGGGUUAUAGAAUAAAUGUUAUGUUUGUUAGAUGAAUAAAUAAAUGGAAUCUAAG